AUGGCGUCGUCGAAUCCCCAUAACUCGAGACCUGGGACCCCACGGAAGCGGUCGGAGAGUGUAGCGACCAGGUGGUCGCCCUCGAUCGAGACCACCAACGCUCGUCCCGAGAGCAGAGACCGGUCGCAAUCCGUUACGCACCAUGAAGGGCCGCGGCAACCCAGUACAGAGUAUGAUGGAACCCAUCGCGUGUUUCCUAUCCGGUCGGUCGUCUCGGUUGAUCCGACCGCGGCGCAAUCUGCCUCAACCCGUGCUCGGGGUGCGGCCUCCCCAACCCGCGAGGGAGCUCGCCAAUAUUCAAUCAUUGAUGAACACACCUGGAAUCAUCUGCAAUCUCAGCCUCAACCCUCUCCACCGCAGCCCCGAUGCGACCCAAAUCCGAUUAUACCCACAGACAUCCUCCGCCAUGAAACACAUGCCGCUAACGAUCAGGCUGAAUUGGCCACUCACUCCAUGGCAUCCCGAGUCGCUCAGCAUCCCGAAAUUUAUGCCAAGGCAACAAGUGACAGUCAGUCGGCGCGGAGCGGUACUCCUCUGCCUCAAGCACAAGCACCAGCUGCUUCUAGCGAGCCUUACGAUCAUGUUACAGCCCGGUUCAAGCACGUCAUGGCGGAGAGUGGCCAUGCUGUGCUCACAGGACGAGACGGAGCUUCGUUUCAAUACUGCGAAGAUGAGCCCAUCCGCAUUCCGGGUGCUGUCCAGAGUUUUGGCGUCAUGCUCGCUCUUCGAGAGGAAUCCCCCAAUCAGCUCGUGGUUCGUGUGGUGAGUGAGAAUUCACGGGACCUUCUAGGCUACUCGCCAAAACAACUUUUCGAGUUGGAAGAUUUCCGUGCAAUCUUAAACGACGAUCAAGCAGACUCUCUAUUGGAUCACAUCGAUUUCGUUCGUGAUGAUGCUUAUGACCCGAGCGUGGACGGCCCCGAAGUGUUCAGUUUGACCAUUCCCACUCCCGACGGUGAGAAACGGCGCUUCUGGUGUGCGACACAUAUCAGCCAGACCCAGAAAGAUUUAAUCAUCUGCGAGCUGGAACUUGAAGAUGAUGAGGUCAACCCGUUGAAUGUCGGUGGAUCAACUUCUCCUGGCAGUCCAACCGGAACCCUAGGGUCCUUUCCGACUCCAGACCAAUACGCUGCUAGCACCAUCAACAUCAGUCAGCCGCUUCGAAUCCUUCGUAAUGCUCGGCGACGAAAGGGUGAGGCAGCUGCCAUGGAGGUCUUCAGCAUUUUGACACAGAUUCAGGAGCAAUUAGGCCGAGCUAAUGACCUCGAUACUCUGCUUAACACCACGGCAGGUUUGGUCAAGGAGCUCACGGGGUUCCAUCGCGUGUUGAUUUAUCAAUUUGACAGCAGUUGGAAUGGCUUGGUAGUAGCAGAACUGGUCGAUCCGAAGGUCACCGUCGACCUGUUUAAAGGUCUUCAUUUUCCGGCGUCGGAUAUUCCUGCUCAGGCUCGUGAGCUCUACCAAAUCAACAAGGUCCGGCUUCUUUACGACCGAGACCAGGUCACAUCACGACUCGUCUGUCGGACGAUGGAGGACUUGGAAACUCCCUUGGACAUGACUCACGCUUACUUGCGAGCAAUGUCGCCAAUCCAUAUCAAGUACCUCGCCAAUAUGAAAGUUCGAUCAUCAAUGUCGAUUAGUGUCAACGCUUUCAACGAUCUCUGGGGCCUGAUAUCUUGCCACUCUUAUGGAAAGGCUGGUAUGCGUGUUUCGUUCCCUAUUCGGAAAAUGUGCCGUCUCCUUGGUGACACAGUCUCGCGGAAUAUCGAACGUCUGUCGUACGCCUCUCGCCUCCAAGCCCGAAAGCUUAUCAACAUGGUCCCUACCGAGGCCAACCCCUCGGGUUAUAUCAUCGCAUCCUCGGAUGAUCUACUACAACUCUUCGAUGCGGAUUAUGGUGCUCUUUCCAUUCGCGAUGAGACCAAAAUUCUGGGGGACAACAGUAACUCUCAAGAGGUGCUUGCUCUUCUGGAGUUUCUUCGCAUGCGUCAGAUGAACUCCGUUCUGGCUUCCCAUGAUAUCAUCAAGGACUUCCCCGACUUACAUUAUGGCCCUGGUCUCAAAGCUAUAUCAGGGUUGCUUUACGUGCCAUUAUCCACUGGCGGCAGUGAUUUUAUCGUCUUCUUCCGAAAAGGUCAACUUACUGAGAUCAAGUGGGCCGGCAAUCCCUAUGAUAUUGCAAAGCGAAAGGAGACUGCAGGAUACUUGGAGCCUCGAAGCAGCUUCGCUGCAUGGCGGGAGACCGUACUUAGUCAGUCCCGCGAGUGGUCCGAAACCGACGUGGAGACCGCCGCCGUUCUUUGCCUUGUCUACGGUAAAUUUAUCAAAGUGUGGCGUCAGAAGGAGGCCGCCAUGCAGACCUCGCAGCUCACCAAACUGCUUCUGGCGAAUUCCGCCCACGAGAUUGCGCUGGAAGGAGCAUUGGAUUCGGAAACCCGAGAUAGUUUGACCAAGUCACACUCCGCCUCCAAAUCCCUGAUCUAUGUCAUCAAUGAUCUUCUGGACCUUACCAACACCGAAAAAGGCCAUGAGCUUAUUAAAGACGAGAAAUUCGAUCUUCAGACUACCUUCCGGGAGGCGACUGAUAUGCUGGCUGGCGAAGCCAAGCGGAAGAAUAUCUCGUACACUGUGUCCGCUCACCCGGGUCUCCCUCAUAUGGUACUUGGCGAUCAACGCCGUGUGCGUCAAGUUUUCUCCAACGUCAUCGCCAAUGCCAUCCAGCAUACAGCCUCCGGAGCCGUUACCUUCAUGGUUGUGGAUACGGGAGCUGGCAUGUCAAAAGCCAAGUUGGAGGCUAUUUUUCAUGAACUCGAGCAAGUGUCCACAGAUGAACACUAUUACCCAGAAGAGGGACAGGAAUUGGAAGAAAAGCCCGCGAGGAAGCGUGCCCUAGGCCUUGGCCUCGCGUUGGUUGCACGAAUUGUUCACAACAUGCAAGGUCAGCUUGGGGUAAAGUCAGAAGAGGGCAAGGGCAGUCGUCUCAAGAUUCUUUUGCAUUUCAAACUUCCGGAGGGAGCUUCAACAGAGACACCGGACAAGGCGGCUCAGCCUGGCCACGAUCCUGUACCUCCCACGCCCAUGCUCUCCGAUCGGGAGUUCACCUUGGUUGGUAGUGGUGCGGCUGAUUGCCGUGAAGCCCGACGACGCAGCUCCGAAAGUCUUCGCAGUGGAGGCAGCUCACGUAGUGGCAAGAGUCAGGCUGAUCGACUGAUCAGCGCCAUUCAGGAGCCGUCUCUCAUAAAGCGAACCCACAGCGAGAGCCCCGACGUGCGUCAACUGAGACAGUCAACCAACCCUAUCAGUGCAAACAAGUGGUCGGCAACGAUGGGCUCGCCACGGCCAGCUAGCCUCAAAAGGUCGUCCAUGACACAAGAUCCCCUUGCUAGUCUGUCAACAGUCACACACACUCCACCGCUUACAUUGCAACCAUUCAAAUCCCCACCUGCUCCCGGCACGGAAAGUAUCACUGAUUCCGGUGUGCCUAUGGGACCUGUUCGUAUCUCCGAACGGUCUGCUCAGUAUCGAUCUCAACAAGUUGCUGAUCAAUCCUACUUUCCCCCCAUGCCUGUAUCGGCGACCGAUCCAUCAAUUGCCACCUCGGCAGCAGGUGCGCCUUCUACAGCACCCACCUCAAUUCCUCCCACUACCUCGCCAUUACUUCAUGUUCUUGUCGCAGAAGAUGACCCUAUCAACAGCAAGAUCGUUCACAAACGUCUUACCAAACUUGGCCAUUCUGUCCUACUCACCGGUCACGGCGAAGCAUGUGCCAAUGCAUUUACCUCAGGGAGCCAAGUCUUCGACGUUGUCCUGAUGGACAUCCAAAUGCCCAUUGCCGACGGCAUGGCCGCUACUAGGAUGAUUCGUGAAUUCGAAGCCAAGAAGGCUCCAGUUUCGCUUUCGAAUGAAGGUCAGCGGACCUCUCGCGUUCCCAUAUUUGCCGUGUCUGCAUCACUUCUUGAGUCAGAGAUGCAGAAGUACGUUGAUACGGGCUUUGAUGGCUGGGUCAUGAAGCCAAUUAACUUCGCAAGACUCAAUAUUCUGCUGCGCGGGAUUUGUGAUCUUGAAGUAAGGAAAGAUGCCACAUACAAGCCAGGUAGUCAAUGGGAAAAUGGUGGCUGGUUUGAUCAGUAA
Molecule: messenger RNA, 4131 nt
Organism: Penicillium canariense
Lineage: Eukaryota; Fungi; Ascomycota; Eurotiomycetes; Eurotiales; Aspergillaceae
Gene: fphA
Product: putative sensor histidine kinase/response regulator
Exons: 3
Coding region: 1-4131 (1376 amino acids)
Biological process (GO): phosphorelay signal transduction system; regulation of DNA-templated transcription; detection of visible light
Molecular function (GO): protein binding
Source: RefSeq, a predicted model, not a curated record